This is a messenger RNA of Capsella rubella, 848 nucleotides long. Its product is annotated as germin-like protein subfamily 1 member 13. The transcript has 2 exons. The record is from RefSeq and is a predicted model, not a curated record. Gene Ontology annotation, cellular component: cell wall. The coding region runs from base 38 to 718 and encodes 226 amino acids. NCBI's taxonomy places the organism in Eukaryota, Viridiplantae, Streptophyta, Magnoliopsida, Brassicales, Brassicaceae. Gene Ontology annotation, molecular function: manganese ion binding.
AAUCAUAAAAAAAAUAAAACAUUAGCAUAAACAAAAAAUGAAGAUCCCUCAUCAGUCUCUUAUCAUCUCUAUUAUUACUUUGGCAUUGGUCAUUCCCUUUUCCAAUGCUUAUGAUCCAAGUCCACUUCAAGACUUCUGUGUGGCCGUUGGUAACCUCAAAAAUGGUGUUUUUGUGAAUGGUAAAUUCUGUAAGGAUCCGAAGAAAGCGAAGGCAGACGAUUUCUUCUUCUCGGGCCUCAAUCAGGCAGGAAACACCGAUAAUGAUGUCAAAUCCAACGUGACAACGGUUAAUGUCGAUCAGAUUCCAGGACUAAACACUAUGGGAAUAUCUUUGGUCCGUAUAGACUAUGCGCCUUAUGGACAAAACCCGCCUCACACGCACCCUCGUGCCACUGAGAUCCUUGUCCUUAUCGAGGGAACUUUGUAUGUCGGGUUUGUGUCUUCUAAUCAAGACAAAAACCGUCUAUUCGCCAAAACUUUGCAUCCGGGCGACGUAUUCGUUUUCCCCAUAGGGAUGAUCCAUUUUCAAGUGAAUAUCGGGAAGACCCCCGCAGUUGCCUUUGCUGGACUAAGUAGCCAGAACGCUGGAGUCAUCACAAUUGCAAACACAGUGUUUGGAUCAACGCCUCCCAUUUAUCCAGAGGUUUUGGCUCAGGCUUUUCAGCUAGAUGUCAAUGUCGUCAAAGACCUUGAAGCCAAGUUUGCACCCAAGAAUUGAGUUUUAAGAGUGUUUGUUAUUGUAACAGUUAAAUAACAAUGUAAUACGUACUAUUGAAAAUGUUAUGCUUAACAAAAUAAAACAAAAAGAUUUGGUUCACCUAAUUUGAUAUUUAAAAAAAGUUUGUACU